AUGAACAAAUAAUUUACACUUAAAAAAGCAUUCUUCUAAAUUAAUAUUUAAGAUAUUAGAGGUAAAAAGAAGGCUUGUGAAAUAUGUUAAAAGGAUUUUAGUGUAUUAUAGAAGGAGCAUUAAUGUAAGAGAUGUAAAAGAGCUGUUUGUUAUUCAUGUUCAUAAAAUAAAGAAAUAAUCUAUAAAAUUGGAUUAUAUAAAUCUGCUUCAAGUGUUGAUUAAAAGCCUCAUAGAUAAUGUGAUUUAUGUCAUGAAGAAUCUAAAAGAAUGAGAUAAUUUAUUCAAUCUAAUAGUCUUGCCUUUGGAAAAGACACAUUAUGUGAGAGAUGGCUUAAAUAAAUGAAUAAUAAAAAGAAUUACGAAGAAAUUGUAAAGGAUUAUUAUGAUAAUCUAAAUGAUCCUCAAUUUGAAUAUAAAUUCAUGAACUAAGAUGCAUCUGAAAGCAUGGCAUUUACAAAAUAUAAAAAUGCUAUAAAUAAUAUGUAUAGUAAACUAGUUGAUUACUGUGAAGCAUACAAUUAUUCAUUCUAAGAAUUUUAUCAUCAUAUUACUUAAAAGAAAGAUGCUACAUCAAUUUAAAAUGCCAUAUGCAAUAUCAUUAAAGCAUUUCUUAACAAACAUGUAAGUGUAUAUAUAUAGGAUUUAGCCAAAAUUUGGAUUUGAUGAUGAAUUUAUACUUGUAGUACAAUUCUUUUUAAGUUUUGCUUCAGAACCAUUAGCAUUUAUGUGUCUCUCAUAUUUUUAUGAAUUAGUAUAUCCUAGAGAACUAUAUUAUACUUUUCUUAAAUCAAACGAUUAUGAUAUAAAGAAAUACUCAAAACUUAUAUUAUCAUUAUUAGAUUCAGUAUUCCAUCUUCAAUCAUCAGAUGUUUAAAAAAUAUAAUCUUAUUUAAAACAUGAUUUUUAGAAAUUAGCUUUGACUUUAUCAAUUAAUUCUCUAACUUUUGAAAACACUUUUCUAAUAAUAGAUAAUUGUAUUAAAGUUGGUAAUUUUUUGGAAUUCUCAAAAGGAUUGACAGCUAUAUGUUCAUUGAGAAUUGAAGAAAUAAAGAAAUAUGCUGAUGUUUCAUAUGAGAAAUUGGCUGUAAAGAUUUUAAGAAAUGUUGAAUUUAGAGAAUUAUAAGAAUAAUUAAAAAUGUUUGAAGUUGUAGAUUAAAAGAUAUAAGAUAAAAUAAUUAAAUAGUUCAUUUAAGAAGAAUAGAAAGCAAAUUUUAUAUUAGAUGAUAAAUAUCUAUAAAAUAAAAUAUUAUCAAGUGAUUAAUACAAAGAAUUAUAAUAUAAAUAUGAACUUUUGGAUAAUGAGAAAAAUAAUUUGAAGAAAUAAAUUGAAGAACAAAAUAAAAUUUAUUAAAUAACAUUAGCAGAAAAUUAAUAAUAAAAUUAAUAAAUUUAAUAAUUAAAAAAUGAAAUGUCUAAAAUAAAAUCUGAAUUAUUUGAUCUUUAAAAUUUACCAUAAAAUAUAUAAACAAAUUAAUUAUAUACAGGUGGAAGUGAUUAAUCUAAAUUUGUUGCACUUUUAUAAGCUUAAAUUUAGGAGUUAAGAGCUUAGUAUUAAGGUUUAGAAGAAGAAUUAUAGACAGCACAUAAUUAAAUUAAUAAUAAGAAUGUAGAAAUUAGAAAAUUGUAAAGUAAUGUUAGAGAAAAUAGUAAAACUUUAACUGAUUUGGCUUUUGAAAAUCAUAAUUUAUAAUAUGAAUUAGAUUCUAAUCUAGGAAGAUCAAGAACAAGUACAAGAUCAAGAACUUAAAUUGAAGAUAAAUUAUCAUAUGAAAUGUUAGAAGAAAAAUAAAAGAGAACAGAAAAGGCUUUAGAAUAAUUAAAAGAAUAAUAUGAUGAAUUAAAAUUAAAUCUUGGAGAAUAAGAAUUAGAAUUAGUACGUUCUAAAAGAUUCCAAUAGGAAGCAUAAUUUACAAUAAGCACACUUUAAUUAUCAAUUACAUCAUUAGAAUAAUAAUUAUUAGAUGAAAGAUAAAUCAAUUAGAAAAAUGUUGAAAUUAAUAAAGAAAGACUGGAAAUGUAAUAUUAGAAAAUGAAUGAAAGUUUAGAAAUAGUAUAUAGUAGAAAUGAUAAAUUGAUGACUGAAAAUGAAUAAUUGAAAAAGGAUUUAAAAGAUUCUUAAGAUUUGUGUUAAGAAUAAAAAUAAAUAAUCAAAUUAUUAUAAGAAGAAUAUGAAAAAUAAAAGUAUUUGAAUGAAGAAUAAGAGAAGAUAUCAUAAGAAUUUAAAAGCAGAGAUUUAGAGAGAUAAUUUGAUGUAUUUGAGACACUAAAAGAAAAUGAGGAUAAAGAAAAAGAGUAAUUGGCUAUCUAAUUAUUUAAAAAGAUAGAUGAUUUAAUUAAGGAAAUUUAAUUUAGAAGUAUAGAUUAAUUAUUAAAAAGAGAAUAAUUAAAUAAACUAUUUAGAGAAGUAAUAUAAUCAUAUUAUUAUUAUUAGAGUGCAUAACAUGAAAAAGCUAUGAGAAUACUUUUAGAUAAAGUAGAAAAUUAUACUGAUAAAAAGUUAAUGCAUAAUCAUUCAAUUUCAUCAUAAUAAUAAUCUUUAAGAUUAGAAGCCUCAAUUAAAGCAUAGGAUGGAUUAAAUGAUAAAGAAAGAACAAUAAACACUUCAGAUAAUAAAAAAUAAGAAGAUUGCAAAAUAAUGUGA
Molecule: messenger RNA, 2641 nt
Organism: Paramecium pentaurelia
Lineage: Eukaryota; Ciliophora; Oligohymenophorea; Peniculida; Parameciidae
Source: the annotation of a GenBank genome assembly